AGUAGGAAGAGGAGGGGAAAAGGAAGGACAAAAAAAGACAAACGGACAGAAAGAAAGCAAGAAGUGGGGCACACUACACUGUUUGUUUUCAUAGCAUUGCAUGAUAACAUAUAAAGGUCUGUAGACUUUCUAUUUAAAUGCACAGAUAAAUCUUUGCAAGCGGCUUCCAUCUUUAUUUGAAGGAUAACAAUAGGCCACUGGGAGGACUCUCGAGUUUAAAGUGCUUUGAGUUACUUGCAAAGUAAAAGGAGACACGCGGUUUGAAGUCCAGUAAGUGCUUGAUGCAGCCAUUUCUAGCGACAAGAGCAACUACCAACCGUAGAAGUUACUUUAUAUGACUUUACAAAUAUUAUCAAGUCGUUGCCAAAUGCCAUAAGCAUUGCUAGAAGAAAAAAAAUCUAGAAGUGGCAGUUGAAAUCACACUGCUGUCCACCUCAUCUAACACGGAGCAGAUCCGAUCUACUUGAUCAGCCGGUAUUUCAGAGGAUAUUUCAGGACUAUGGCGGCGGUAACAAGCCCAGAGUCGAGCCAACCAGCUCGCGUUUACUUCCAGACGCCCCCCGGCUCGACUGAAGAAGCCGAAACCCCGGUCCGAAAGCAAGGACGGGUCACGGUGAAAUACGACCGAAAAGAAUUAAGAAAGAGACUUAAUUUGGAGGAGUGGAUUAUUGACCAGCUGACGGAUCUCUACGACUGUGAGGAGGAAGCAAUUCCAGAGCUGGAAAUUGAUGUGGAUGAACUGUUGGACAUGGAGAACGAUUCAGACCGAGCCGCUCGAGUGAAGGAACUGCUGGUAGACUGUUAUAAACCUACUGAAGUGUUUGUAGCUGAAUUGCUGGACAAGAUCCGUGGCAUGCAGAAGCUCAGUACUCCGCAGAAAAAAUAAAGCUCCUUGCACCUCCACUCCUCCUCAACCAAUCCCAUUCCUUGAUUUCCACUAUUAGGGGUAUGAUUACCCAUGAGCAGGUGCUCUUCCAGUCCCAUCGCUCCUUUGCAUUCGUUGGGGAGAUGGUGGAGGUUAAGUUAUGAGAAAGUCUAGCCAAUUAGAUCCUUAUAAGCAGGGCUUAUUUUCUCAACUUAAGUUUGUGUUAUUUUAUUUCACUUGUUUUGUAAAGGGGGAAGGAUUUAUUUGUUUUGAAGUGCUUUUAGACAUCAUGUGUUUUCAUAUUGUUAUAUAUCUCUAUGCAUAAUUGUCUCUAUGCAUAGAAUGUUUUUUUUCUGGUUUAAGUAUUUUUAUUUUUUGUUAGGAUUUUUUGUAAUUUUGUUUCAGAGCUUCCUGUGUCCUCACUAGACACAUGGACUAAAAUGUACUGUUGUUAGUAAAACUGUGACCUUUGGUAUAUAAUGAUGUCUGAGGAGAUCAGAAAGAAACAGCCUUAACGAUUUAUUUUUUGUUUUUGAUUCUAAUUAAAUUGAUAAUUGUGCAGUUAAGGGCUUGGAGGUCAAAUGUUCAUGAAACUUUUAAUAACUAAUAAAGUGAGUAAGCAAAUGCCGCUGUUCUCAAGGGGAUGGAUUUACUUGGUUUUUUUUUAGAGGGAGGGAGCUGUGAGUAGGAAAAAAAAUCAAGUUUUUAUUUCACACCACACACACUGUGUCAAAACUCGGGCACGACCGCCCUCGAGGAUCAGGAGGAACAACUAUACACAAACAUCUGCAUCACAAACCACAACUGUGGCUUCUAACAUGCAUCUAAAGAUAUGCACACUGACAAAGACACACAAGGAGGAAGGCAAUAUGAGCAUGAAAGACAACUUGCAGUAUGUCAUUCACACUGCCAAGCGUACGGUCUGAAUUAAUCCUUUCACGUGACUCUGCUAAAUCAUCUUUCCUAGGAAGCCAUCUGCUCUUUUUGUCUCAGCCAAUCAAAUGCUAUAAUAAGAGGGCUAAUACUUACACGCUGUGCUUUUCAAAUGUACCAUUCAGCAUUUCCAGCAAGCAUUAUAUAGAUGUUUUCCCAUUACACACUGAUGUUAAAAAUGCAUGCAUAAAAACUAUCCAGCACUUUCAAUGCACAGCUCCUGUUCUUCUCUGUCACCACAACCGUGUCAGUCUUUCCUCCAAUCCCCCCAUUUAUCAUUGGCUCUCUUUGUUUCACCAGCUCCGCAAGCAUUUCAUUUUACCUGAGAGUCACCCUUCAUACUCCAGAUGUUGCCUUAGGUUACGUUUAUGUUAUGAAAACCAAAUUAAUUUAAACAUUUGUAUGAGGAAUAUACAACAAAAAGAAAACAACAAUUUUACAAGCAAAAGUGGAUGAUGCUUUAGGAUGUACUUUCAAUGUUUUUUUUUUUUUAGAAAUGGAAGGUAGCUAUAUCAUGCAGAGUGAUUUUUAGAAGACAUAAAAUGGAUUUGUAUGUUUUUAUCAUUGUGAUACAAAGAAAAUAGUUGAUUCCUCUUUUCUAUGUCUAUUAGGACACGAGCAUUGAAAAGAUUUAAACUACUUCAAAGUGAAACAUGAAUUAGGAAAAAUGUACAAAAAAUUGUGUAAGAAAAAAAUAUCUCCUAGCAAUACUAAACUUGUUUUUUGCCCAAUUUGUUACACUUUUAUGCAACUUUAAUAAAAAUUUCUUAAAUUACAA
This is a messenger RNA of Paramisgurnus dabryanus, 2576 nucleotides long. It is a transcript of the gene ppp1r14bb, whose product is annotated as protein phosphatase 1, regulatory (inhibitor) subunit 14Bb. Gene Ontology annotation, biological process: regulation of phosphorylation; innate immune response. Lineage: Eukaryota; Metazoa; Chordata; Actinopteri; Cypriniformes; Cobitidae. The record is from RefSeq and is a predicted model, not a curated record. Gene Ontology annotation, cellular component: cytoplasm. Gene Ontology annotation, molecular function: protein serine/threonine phosphatase inhibitor activity.